Populus trichocarpa (black cottonwood) is the source of this 1492-nucleotide messenger RNA. RefSeq names its product putative glucose-6-phosphate 1-epimerase. NCBI's taxonomy places the organism in Eukaryota, Viridiplantae, Streptophyta, Magnoliopsida, Malpighiales, Salicaceae. Bases 174 to 1133 code for a protein of 319 amino acids. The transcript has 9 exons. The record is from RefSeq and is a predicted model, not a curated record. Gene Ontology annotation, biological process: carbohydrate metabolic process. Gene Ontology annotation, molecular function: carbohydrate binding; isomerase activity.
AUCGUACUCUGGAUGUAAGAAAAAAAGAAAAUCCCAAAAAAUAUUUCUUUCGCCUUAUGUCUUCUGUCUCCAUCUGACAGCUCCUCCAGUUUUCGAUCCUACAGAUUCGAAGGAAUUUUACUAUUCUGCAGACAAAAAGAGGUGUCUGUGUCUCUGUGUAUAAGCGACAAGCGAUGUCUGAAGAGACCAAGUACGUGGAGCUUUGUAAGGGUAUAAAUGGCCUUGACAAGAUCAUCUUGCGUGAGGUUCGAGGCUGCUCUGCGGAGGUAUACUUGUUUGGAGGUCAUGUCACAUCCUGGAAGAAUGAACAUGGGGAAGAAUUGCUUUUUGUUAGUAGCAAGGCUAUAUUUAAGCCUCCAAAGGCUAUCCGUGGAGGUAUUCCAAUCUGCUUUCCUCAAUUCAGCAAUCUUGGUUCUCUUGAACCACAUGGAUUUGCAAGGACCAGGUUUUGGUCUAUUGAUAAUGACCCCCCACCUUUCCCAACAAAUAGCUCCAACAAGGCCUUCAUUGACUUAAUACUCAAACACUCUGAAGAAGAUGUGAAGAUCUGGCCUCACAGAUACGAAUUUCGCCUACGGAUAACUCUGGGUCCUGGAGGAGAUUUGAUGAUGACCUCUCGCAUUCGAAAUACAAAUACUGAUGGGAAAUCUUUCACGUUUACAUUUGCGUACCACACAUAUUUUCAUGUUACGGAUAUCAGUGAAGUGAGGGUAGAAGGACUUGAAACACUAGAUUAUUUGGAUAAUCUGAAGAACAGAGAACGAUUCACUGAACAAGGAGAUGCAAUAGUCUUUGAAUCAGAAGUGGACAAAGUAUAUCUCAGAACACCUACCAAAAUUGCUGUUCUGGACCAUGAAAGGAAGAGAACAUUUGAAUUGCGGAAAGAUGGACUUCCUGAUGCUGUGGUUUGGAAUCCCUGGGAUAAGAAAGCAAAGACCAUACCUGAUCUUGGUGAUGACGAGUACAAGCAUAUGCUGUGUGUAGAGGCUGCUUGUGUGGAAAAGCCCAUUACUUUGAAACCUGGUGAAGAGUGGAGAGGAAGGCAGGAGCUCUCUGCUGUUCCUUCUAGUUACUGCAGCGGACAGCUUAAUCCAGAAAGUGCGAUCUUAAGUGAGGAUAUAGGGCCUGCAUGAUGCACCUCUUUCACAGUUGCUCUUUUGGCAUUGUGCAUUUAGCACUUCUGGUGGAUUCUUGCCAGUAUUUUUGGAGGCAGGGUUCAAAAGGCUAAGGAAACGAAGUCAAUUGUGAAGAUAUCUAAUUUGUAUUUUGCCAACUUCGUUGACUUCUACUUAAAAGUAAAAAGAAUGCACGGAAGAAGAGAAGGAAAGCAUCUAGGUUUCAUCCUCUUCUUUUUACCCUUUUUUCCUGUCUUGUUUUUUAAAUGACUGCAAUUGUUUUAGUUGAACAAUAAUAUCCUUUGAUUUAUUGAAGUUCUGUAUUUUAUAAUGAAAUCUGAACUCGUGGCAAUGCAAGUAGCAGAAUUCUAGUUUCA